This is a messenger RNA of Daphnia carinata, 4851 nucleotides long. Its product is annotated as serine/threonine-protein phosphatase 6 regulatory ankyrin repeat subunit A-like. Gene Ontology annotation, biological process: protein phosphorylation. Gene Ontology annotation, molecular function: protein kinase activity; protein binding; ATP binding. Bases 35 to 4231 code for a protein of 1398 amino acids. The transcript is spliced from 7 exons. NCBI's taxonomy places the organism in Eukaryota, Metazoa, Arthropoda, Branchiopoda, Diplostraca, Daphniidae. The record is from RefSeq and is a predicted model, not a curated record.
CGCACAAGUUCUUGUUUCGCUAGUCUCGGCUGGAAUGAAACCGAAAAUGUCGUCGACUGAUGCCGUAAAUGUCGACGGCAUCCAAUUCGAUCGUAAUGGUUUGCUUGGUACGGGUUUCUACAGUAAAGUGUAUCGUGGUACGUAUAAAAAUCAAAGUAUAGCAGUCAAACGAAUUCUGAAGUCAAGAGUUGAACAACAUCCGAACAAGUUGAAAAUUCUGCAGGAGUUAAGACAUCCCAAUUUUGUAAAACUUCUUCACUUCGCGAACGAUGGCGAUUUCAAUUACUUUGCUUUGGAAUUAUGCAACGCAUCGUUGAAUCAGGUGUUCCUGAAUCAAGACGAUCCUCGUAAAUACAAAGGACCUGCAUUACCAAAGCCUAUCGAUGUUUUCUUGCAAUUAGCUUGCGGCCUUCAAUAUAUUCACGCACUGAAAGUAAUCCACGGAAACAUUAAACCUGAAAAUAUUUUCAUUUCUGUGAAACCUACUGACCGUGACGAAGAGGUAACGAUCAAGUGGGCUGAUUUUGGAUUGUCACGAGAAGUUGGUGAACGAGGAACAAUGACAAUGAGUGGAAUCAAAGGGACUCUACUUUGGUUUUCUCCCGAAGUGAUGGAAAUUAUGGGCACAAAUUUGCGCAUUGAAGAAAGUGAAGGCUCAAUCAAAAGCGACGUUUAUGCAGAGGGCCUCGUGUUCGGUUACAUUCUCUUGAAAGGAAGACAUAUCUACGGCGAAGAUGAUUUCGCUAUUGCGGCGAACAUACUGCAGAACAAUCCAGUUAACAUGAGUGAGAUUCACCAGAAGCAUUUCGCACGUAACUUAAUAGAACGAAUGCUGACCAAGUCACCUGAUAGAAGAAUUACAUCUAAUGAAGUUGUUAAUCAACUUCAAUCCAUCAAAAUCAAGCUUAUCAAAGAAGAAGAAAACCUGCUUCGGCUGUGUACAGAAGAGUGUCCAACAACAGAUUUGAGGAAUACCAUCGAAUCUUUAAUGCAACUCGGCAUCGACAUAAAUGUAAAGAAUAACAAGGGAUGGAAUGCGCUUCAUGUAUUGUGUUCUAAAAAAUCAAGUCCACACUUACUCGAUGCGAUUGAACUCUUGAUCGAAUUCGGCAUCGAUAAAAACGCAAAAACAGACGAUGGAUUCAACGCGCUCCAUCUUUUGUGUUAUAAAAAUUCAAGCCCACACUUAAUCGAUGCAAUUAAACUUUUGAUUGAACUCGACAUCGACAAGAACGCAAAGACCGACGAUGGAUUCAAUGCGCUCCAUAUUUUGUGUUCUAACAAUUUCAGCCAACAAUUAACCGAUGCCAUUCAAAUUUUGAUCGAACUCGGCAUCGACAAGGACGCAAAUGAUAACAAGGGGUCGAAUGCGCUUCAUAUUUUGUGUUCUAACAAUUUAAGCCCACACUUAAUCGAUGCGCUUAAACUCUUGAUCGAACUCGGCAUCGACAAAAACGCAAAAAACAACUAUGGAUCGAAUGCGUUUCAUCUUUUGUGUCGAAACAAUUUAAGCCCACAUUUAAUCGAUGCGAUUAAACUCUUGAUCGAACUCGACAUCGACAAAAACGCAAAGGAUAACAAAGGAUUCAAUGCGCUCCAUCUUUUGUGUUCUAACAAUUUAAGCCCACAUUUAAUCGAUGCGAUUAAAUUCUUGAUUGAAUUCGGCAUCGACAAAAACGCAACAACAUACGCUGGAUUUAAUGCACUCCAUCUUUUGUGUUAUAAAAAUUCAAGCCCACACUUAACCGAUGCGAUUAAGCUAUUGAUCGAACUCGGCAUCUAUAAGGGCGCAAAAACAGACGCUGGAUUCAAUAUGCUCCAUCUUUUGUGUUUAGGCAAUUCAAGCCCACACUUAAUCGAUGCGAUUAAACUCUUGAUUGAACUCGGCAUCGACAAAAACGCAAAAACCAACAAUGGAUCCAAUGCGCUUGAUCUUUUGUAUUCUAAGAAGUCAAGUUCUCACUUAACAGAUGCCAUUAAACUCUUGAUCAAUCUCGGCGUCGACGUGAACGCAAAGGGCACGUAUAGAAAGAAACCGCUCGAUUCCUUUCGGAAUACAACAGAUGAAAUCCCAUAUGGAUCGAUUGCAAAUAUGGCUGGUAAGCUAAAAUAUGAAGAGUACGAAGAUGAAAAGUUCGUUGAAAAAGAAGGAAAAUUGCCGCUUCUACAAGGAAAAAGCGAAGUACCCAUUCAAGAUGAUAACGACGCGAACAUAAAGGAAAAGGGUAAAAGUAAUCCACUACAUUUCUUGUGUCAAAACAAUUCACGCUCAAAUUUAAUCAACGAAAUAAAACGCUUGAUCGACUGCGGGUACAACGUGAAUGAUAAGGACAAGGACGGAAGAAAUUCGCUCCAUUAUUUGUGUCAGUACAAUUCAAGCCCACACUUAAUCGAUGCAAUUCAACUCUUGGUAAAACUCGGCAUCGACGUGAACGCAAAAAACGACGACGAAAAGAAUGCGGUCCACUAUUUGUGUGAAAACAAUUCAAGCCCACACUUAAUCGAUGCAAUGGAACUCUUGGUCAAACUCGGCAUCGACGUGAACGCAAAAGACGACAAGGGAAAGAAUGCACUCCAUUAUUUGUGUCGGCACAAGUUAAGCCCACACACAAUCCAUGCAAUUAAACUCUUAUUCCAACACGGCAUCGAAGUGAACGCAAGGGACAAAGAGGAAAAGAAUGCAUUCCAUUAUUUGUGUGGAAACAAUUCAACAUCAAACCCAAUCGAUGCAGUCAAACUUUUGAUCGUACUCGGCAUCGAUGUGCACGCAAAGGACAUGCAUAGAAGGACAGUGCUCGAUUACAUGAAAACACAUGUAGAUAUCGACACAUUUGGAUACGAUAGGAUUGGACAAAUUAUGGUGCGCAUAAUUCAAAUCCUAGAGAAAAAAAUUACUACUUCUUCCCCAACACUAAAGCUUGUAAGAUCUGCAUAUGAAAAGGUGAAUGACAAGGACGGAAGGAACGCGCUCCACCACUUGUGUCAGUACAAUUCAAGCCCACACUUGACCGAUGCAAUUGAACUCUUGGUCUUACUCGGCAUCGACGUGAACGUAAAAGACAAGUAUGGAAGGAGUGCACUCCAUUAUUUGUGUAAAAACAAGUCAAGCUCAAACUUGACCGAUGCAAUUCAACUCUUGGUUGAAUUCGGCAUCAACGUGAACGAAAAGGACGAAGACAAAAAGAAUGCACUCCAUCAUUUGUGUGAAAACAAUUCAAGCCCAAACUUAAUCAACAUAAUUCAACUUUUGGUCGAUAAAGGCAUCGACGCGAACGCAAAGGACAAGUAUGAAAUGAAUGCGCUCCAUUAUUUGUGUGCGCUCAAUUCAAGCCAACACUUACCAGUUGCAAUUCAGCUCUUAGUAGCACUCGGCAUCGACGUGAAUGAAAAGGACGGGGACGAAAAGAAUGCAUUCCAUUUUUUGUGUCAAAACCAUAAGUUAUUCAAGCGUACGAAGAAUGAAAAUUUGAAAUCACACGUCCUCAGACUUCUAAUUCGAUAUGGGAUUCAACUGCACCCCGGCAACAAAGCCAGUCCAAAUGUGAAUCAAUACUUUUUCAAAGAAAACGAUAAUUACGGCGAAGAGUUUCUAAAUUUACUGGCAACGGAAAAAUUGCGUUUGGGAUGGCACAAGGAAUGUCCAAAUUGCCUUCAAAUACUGUCAAUUGAGAGAAGUCGCCGAGUAGAAUUGCAGCACCACUACAUGUUUACCAACUGUUAUGUCGUAUUUCCCUUGCUUAUGAAACAUUUAGAAAUAUGGGCAAAAUCAAAUAAAAAACCCGGGGAACCAGUGCUGAAUAUGAGCAAUCCAGCAGAGUGGCUGCGCAAUAAAGCAGAACAAUAUCAUCAAAAUGAAACCGAAAAAAGCUACAAAGACGACUUGGAAGUAAUGGCCGAGGUCAGCGAGCAACUCAAAAACGGAAGCAACUCGGGUGAUUUUAACUGUGACAACUAUGAACGCUAUUUGAGAUCCAUGUACUCGAUUGCGGAGAUGAUUGACUCCAAGGAGUCAAUGGGACAAAUCAAAUGGUCUUGUCUUCUACCUUUUGAUUUUCGCAUGGAUUACGAAAAUGAAGAAGAACCAGACAUCAGACGAACGAAAAUUGAAUGGGACAAGACGCUUUUCAACUGGGCACACGAAGAAACUAACACGUGUUACGGCACGUUUAUGAAAGAAGAGGGCUUUCCCCAUCCGGAUGAGUUCAGCCACAGGUGUCAUUGUGAGGUUUAAUAAUACAAAUCUUGCAUGUAUUAGGGAAAAGGGAGGGGUUCAUGUUUCCGUUUUGCUUAUUCACAUUAUGUUGUAUUUAGUUUGUAGUUUUUUCCUUUAGGUGGCGGUAUAGUGAGACUUAUUUAUUAAUUCAUUUUUACGGUCCUCAUGAACGUGAAAUUAAGUUUAAAAAAAGAAAUUAAUCAACAAAAAGAAUAAUUCCCAAAUUACAACAAAGGUUGUUUUCCCUUAAAAAACCUUUAUUGUUUUAUCGUAGAAAUUGAUGGCAAAUUACAAGAACAUUAAGCGGAGCAACUCCUUAAGGAAAUGUUUGUUGUAAAAGAAUGUAGAAAUUGCUCACAACGAAGAAAACAAACAAAGAUGUGCAAAUUACGUAGAAUAGCUUAGUCAACAUUAAAAGGGAAAAAGAUUUCAGAUGGAACGCCUGAACAAUUUUAACUCGAAACGGGAUGGAAGUGCAUCGCAAAUAUUAUGUGUCACAACAGAUGGAAACAGAAGCCUGGCAAAUUUUGUAACGAAGGUUUAAGAUUUGUUUUUUGAAUAAUAGCAUAAUGCUGUGUUGAAUUUGUAGUUUCCCCAUUCUAGUGACGGCAAUAAAAUACACUUGAACUCCCCAAAAA